AUUGACAAAAGCAUGACAUUUAAUAAUACUGAUGUACAACUAUUUGAAUUCACGGAAACAAGUCCCAAAAAGAAUGCCGAAUAUUUAAAAAUAGAACUAUUGAAUGAAGAUAAAUAUGGGGACGUACGAGCAUUUGGUAAGAGGAAAAGAGGAAAUGAUGUUAAUGAAAUG
Messenger RNA from Racocetra persica, 171 nucleotides. The record is from the annotation of a GenBank genome assembly. NCBI's taxonomy places the organism in Eukaryota, Fungi, Glomeromycota, Glomeromycetes, Diversisporales, Gigasporaceae.